CCCCCUGCUAGCUUGCGGGGAGGUGAGCUUAAGCGCGGUGACCAGACUAAAUGGAGUUUUCUCCUGCGCUAGCGCCCUUUUUUCUCAAACUUUAAACAAAACAAAAGUUUGAGAAAUAUGUUAGUUUCGAGACUUUUCCUCUUUUAAAUAGAGACUUUUGAUCGAGUUCUUGCGGAGAGUCGCUGAUCGCUGCGAUCGCCUCCUGUGACUCUUCUCCCACCCUUGCUUUGAGGUUCGCGCUUUCCCCCACGAAUUCCGAGCAAUUCUCUUGAAUUUGGGAUGUAUUCUGGGCAAUUCAUCUCUCUUAUGGACUCUAGCACUGUGCUCGUGUUCUUCAGAGAUCUCUCCUUGAUGUCCUCUCACUCUUUGCGUUUAUGAGUCCAUUGCGAUUGGUGUAAGUGCAGAGUUCUAUGAAGAAAACAUCAACAUGGCUUAAUCCGGAAGAUUCCAGGGAUGGAUAAGUGUACCUUGGAGCCUUUACAAACUGUAGCACAGCUGAAAAAAAUCCAGAAAAAUGGCAAACCAAGGCUGCCUUUGGCUCCUUCGGAGAAGCAUAAUUCUGGGCUUGUUUCCCGAAAACAUCUGACUAGAGAAGUUGCUUCAAGAUAUAAGUCUGGUAUCACAACAAGAGCUAAUCCUAACACAAAUCCUAGAAGAUACCCAUCUCCAGAUGCUAGUCAUCAUUUCCCUACUACUGGAGCUUCACUUCCUGAGAGAGCUCAAUCUGCUGAGAGAAGGCCCUCUACCUCUUCUUCAAGAUCCUCUAGUCCUAACCGAUCUUCAAAGCCUUCCAUGUGCUUGUCUUCAUCAUCAAAGUCAACAACGCCAGUUAAUGAUUUCGCCAUGGAGAUGCACAAUACCUCAUCACGGUCCCUAGCUACACGUACUCUUGAUGGGUUGUGGCCUUCUAUUAGAAGUCUUUCAUCUUCUUUCCAAGCAGAAUCUUUUGCUGGUAAGAAGGAUAGGAUGGUUACCAAUGCUUCUUCAGAUCAAGCAUUGAAGUCUUCUACCAAUAUGGUGACUGCGAGGAAAAAGACCCCUUUGGGAGGGAGGAACUCAUUGGAUCUUUUUGAGAAUUCCAAACCUGUGGAGAAUUCAACUACGAGACCCGUAGAUAAAAAGAUGUUGCCUGGAGUGAUGGAUGGGAAAGUGACCUCUACUAACUUGGCAAGAAGCGGAGGUAUUUUUGAUAAGGUUUCACAAUCUGCCUCUUCGUUGAUUUCAUCGAGGGGAGUUUCACCAAGGAGAAUGCCCAUAUCCAGAGCCAUUCAACAGCCAAGAAAUGAGAUGGCCAGAAAAGUGUCCCUUAAUGCGAGUGGAAGAGGAAAACACGAUUCAAUUUCCAGUCUAAGUGCUCCUUCACACCCAGUUAGGACUCAAUCAUCUCCCAUCCCCAGAUUGCAUCGUCUUCCAUCUCCUAGUAGGACUUUAUCUGCACCAUCCCUAAUCUCAAAGACAAUGCAGAGUCCACUCAGAGCAUCAUCAACUCCUUUCUCUUUAUCAAGAUGUAAAACAAGUCAAGUAUCUGCAACUCCAUCUGUUCUGAGCUAUAUUGUUGAUGUUCAUAAAGGGAAGAAGAGUGAGAACCAUGUAGAUAAUGUUCAUCAGCUACAGCUGCUAUACAAUAGGGAUUUGCAGUGGCGCUUCGUAAAUGCACUAGCACUGGAUGCAUUGUUCAUUCAAAAAAUAAGAACAGAGAAUACACUAUACAAUGUCUGGGACACUACUGCAGUUUUGUGGGAAUCUGUCACCCUUAAAAGAAUCUGUAUUCAACAACUGAAGCAAGAGAUGAAGCUGAACUUAAUUCUGAGAGAACAGACAUCAUAUCUUGACGAAUGGGCUGUAUUGGAUAUGGAUUACAAUAAUUCAUUAUCGGGGGCAAUUGGAGCUUUGAAGGCAAGCACACUCCGACUUCCAGUUUCAGGGGGUGCAAGGGGUGAUGCACAUGCUGUGAAGCAUGCUAUUAGUUCGGCAGUUGAUGUAAUGCAAGUAAUGGGAUCUUCCAUCUGCAACUUGCUAUCAAAGGUAGAAAGUACGGGAGUGCUUGUGUCUGAACUUGCGGCUGUUGCAGCAAAAGAGAGAGCCAUGCUUGACGAAUGCAGAGAACUACUAGCUUCAACAACGGGAAUGCAGGUUCAAGAAUACAGCCUCAGAACACAACUCAUACAACUGAAACAGAGAGAUCGUAAGGUUCUAUAGCGACCGUGGACUCAUACAGUUGAAGCCAAGAAGUUUACAAGGGGGCCGUGACAUUUUCUCGACCCGCGCCCUCUCUCAUUGCUAACAACUUACAUCUUUUAAAGUAAAUACAUGUUUGUGCAGUGAGUGUAAAUUCGUUUUACCAUGGUGGGAGAUUAUUCUUCCAGAUCCUAAUGUAAUUUUUGUACUACUCACAAACAAAAAGAAGAGAAAAGAAAAUAGGAAGGAAGUAAAGGGGAUAGAAGCAUUGUGCACUUGGUGUUACUAACUACUCAUCAUCAGUAACAGCUUCAGUUUGGCAGGAAAGCCAUGAUCACUGAGUAUAAGUAAAAUUGAAGCUUUAAGGGAUAUACCUUCAUGACCACAAUGUUCUCGUUUUGCUUUGUAAUUUGCUAUGAUAUUUUGCUUCUGACUUUGAAGAAUUUGGCUGGGCAUGAUGAUGUCCUCCCCAAAUACCAUUGAUUCAAUUACCUGUACAAAUGAACUUUUCCUUUU
Asparagus officinalis (garden asparagus) is the source of this 2694-nucleotide messenger RNA. Its product is annotated as AUGMIN subunit 8-like. NCBI's taxonomy places the organism in Eukaryota, Viridiplantae, Streptophyta, Magnoliopsida, Asparagales, Asparagaceae. Gene Ontology annotation, molecular function: microtubule binding. Gene Ontology annotation, cellular component: cytoplasm; nuclear microtubule; centrosome. The transcript has 8 exons. Gene Ontology annotation, biological process: centrosome cycle; spindle assembly. The coding region runs from base 454 to 2199 and encodes 581 amino acids. The record is from RefSeq and is a predicted model, not a curated record.